Ilex paraguariensis (yerba mate) is the source of this 240-nucleotide messenger RNA. The record is from the annotation of a GenBank genome assembly. Lineage: Eukaryota; Viridiplantae; Streptophyta; Magnoliopsida; Aquifoliales; Aquifoliaceae.
AUGAAAGUAACUCCCACUGGCUUUGCACGGAUGACACAAAUGUUGAAUGUUCUCUCGGGCGGAAAGCUACUUGUUAUUCUUGAGGGCGGGAAGAAGUUUUCUUGGGUGUUGAAAUCAGAGUCUACUGAAACUGUUGUUGACGAAGAAAGGAGUAACAGAAUUACAUUUACGAAAAAAGCCUACCACACAUCAUCUGUACCUAGAGCUUUUUGUUGCCCAAAAGGUUCAUCAACACCCUAG